This is a messenger RNA of Puma concolor (puma), 1060 nucleotides long. Lineage: Eukaryota; Metazoa; Chordata; Mammalia; Carnivora; Felidae. The record is from RefSeq and is a predicted model, not a curated record.
AUGGAUCCUUUCCAGAACAUGAAGAAACACUCUGUGUGGGAACCUGGACAUCUCCAGAGUGGCCGGUGGUUUCCAGAAGAUGGUGCCUCCAACGGCAAACCCAAACGGACAUCGAUCGGGAGGAGGGACACAGGCCAGUUCCAAGCACCAGAAGGUGCUCUUACUGGGAAGACGUUUGCGGGCCCCCUCUUAGAUCUGUUUCUGUCCAGGUCACAUCUGCAUCUCCUCAGCAAGACUUACUGUCAGCUGAACAAGAAGUUCAGUGGGCACACGUAUGAAUACGGAAGACAAGAAGAAAUAAAACCAGGAAGGCAAGCAAGAGAUCUGGAGUUGCGUGCCGGCACGCUUUAUGUUUUGGAUCCUACUCUGAAACGCGUAAAGAUUGCUGAUAGCCUGGUCUCCACUGUCGACUGUAUACGAUAUCACCAAGAUAAAAGGUAUGCCCAGGGCCGGGGGUUCAUUACCAAGGCCAUCAACAGCUGUCACACUUCCUCCCUCCCUACCCCUGAGGACAAGGAGCAAGCCCAACAGAUCCAUCACGAAGACCUUCUGAACGUGAUACUCCGAGUGUUGCGGUCCUGGAAUGACCCCCUGUAUCACCUCGUCACGGAAGUGCGAGGACUGCACGAAGCCCCCGAUGCUAUUCUGUCCAGAGCCAUUGAGAUCGAGGAGCAAAACAGGAGGCUUCUAGAGGGCAUGGAGAAGAUAGUGCACCAGGUUCAUCCCGGAGUCAGAGAAAACGAGGUCUACUCCGUCUGGUCCGGACUCCCGUCCCUGCAGAUGGCUGAUGAAGACUCUCGCCUCUUUGCUUUUUAUAACCUGCUCCACUGCCUACGCAGGGAUUCACAUAAGAUUGACAGUUAUCUCAAGCUUCUGAAGUGCCGAAUCGUCUACGACAGCAACUGCUAAGCCCGUAUCUGUCCCAUCUAUUUCUGGAAGGGUCCCUAAUGAUCCGUCCCGCAGCAAGCUCCUCUUAGUGUUAUAGCUUUUUAAUGCGCGCAUGGGUGUAAUGGGUCUCAUCUUAAAAAAUAAAAACGGACUCCUCCGAGACAUCAAAAUC